AAAAUGUAUCAACUAUCAAAUAUCAGCCAUUGGUCGUGAUGCACUCAAAGCUUGGUGUUGUUAGAACAACCAGAUUGAAAUUUAUGUAUGUUUUAACUUUUAGUUAAAUACUACUUAACUCUCGACUGUUAUGAAUAAGUAAUCAUUAAAAUAAAAUGUUACCAUCGACGGGAUAUUUUAAGGGAAUAAAUUGUCCUUUCUACGAUAGUGGUAUCUGUGAACGACCCUAUUGUCAUUUUCGUCAUGUUAAAAAAGAAACCAAUAAUAUUUCUGGAGAAGGGAUAGAAAGCGGAAAUGCACUUUUAAAGCUUGUGUCCGCUGCCGUCCAAAAGGUUCUUCAACAAACGGACUCUGCAGCGGGAUCGCCGUCGUCGAAUAAUACAUUCGAAACCGAAAGUGUUCAAUGUUUACCAGCUUCGUCGAAAGUUACUUACAAUCCCACUCCAAUAGCGGAACUCAACAAAAUUAAUAGUGAACCUGAAAUCGGCGAGGAAAUCAAUGAACAAAAACGAAGACAUAUUCCAGUGCCAUACACGCCGCGAAAACCGGCCAGUCUAUGCAUUAAGCGGCCUGUUGAUACGAAUAGUUCAAAACUUACAUAUGUAGCACCAGUUUUAUACACACCAGGUUCUGAAAGCGCUCCAGAUCCAUACUCACCACAAGGGUCAACGGAAUCAAAUGAAAAAUAUUUGCCAGGUGUUGAAAUAGCAGUACAAGAAUAUGCACCAAAAGAAACACAGAACUCAAACUCCAAAGUUAAUUAUAUCCCUUCCGAUAAAAAUGUAAAUAGAAAGAAACUGUUAGAAUAUAAACCUACCAAAGUUAAAAGCCAACCUUCUUCUGUAUCAUACCAACCAACACCUAGAUCGCUAGUUCCUUGUUUUUCUAGUGAUGAAGACGAACCUGAUACUAAAAAAAGGAAACUCUCUAGUGAUCUUAAUGGAUUGGAUGAAUUAGGACCAGAAUUUGAUAUAUUAGAUCAAAUCUUAGAUGAAGAAAAAUCAGAGAAAUGUUCCAAUAAUCAUAAAAAUGAUUCUUCAAUAGAAUGUAAGGAGAAUAAGAAGAGUCUAGAAGUUAAUAGUAGUCAUAAGGAAAAAGAUGAUAAAAGUCAUAGUAAAACUGAUAAAAUUAAUAAAGAAAAAUCUGAUAAAGAUAAAUCUGAGAAGAAACAUGACAAAGUAGAUAAGACUAAGAAGAAAGAGAAAAGCGAAAAGUCUGAUCAAAAUGGGAAAGACUGUAAACGCAGGAGUUCCAGUACUGAUAAGAAAAGUUCCCACAAAAGUUCUAAUCAAGAUAAAAAGAGACAUAGUAGCAGUGAAAGUAAGUCAGAAAAAAGAUCAAGUUCGAAAAGUUCAAGUAGUAGUUCAAAGCAUUCAAGAAAUGAUUCAUUGAGGCAUUCUAAACAUAGCUCCAGUGACAAAACAGAUAGUAAGAAAAGUAAGAGUAAUAGUAGCCACCACAAGACACACAAACAUUCUAAGGAAUCUAAAGACAGGAAAGACAAACAUAAAAAGCACAAUUCGAAGAGCAAUUCGGAAGACGAUGACCAUAAAUUUGAAAACUCCAUUGAAGAUAUUGAGGAUGUCUCAGAGCCAGAUGAAGAGGAUAUCGCUUUAGAAUGUAAAAGAAUAUUUGAGGAAUAUGUUCCAUCUGAAAAACCAGAAGCAAAAGAUGAACCCAAUGAACCUGACAUUUCAAUGACAGAUAAUGAUGAAUAUAUACCAUCAAAGAAAAGGGUAUCAAGAACUACUGAUAAGAAUAUCAAAGUCACUCCUAAGGCUCCAAUAAGACCGGAUUUCAAACUUAAUGCGGCUCAAGCCAUGGCAGAACGACUUGCUAAAGUGAGAGAAUUUCACGCCAAAAUUACACCAGACGCAACUCCUCCUGCAAGCAAUUCCAAACCAGAUUCGAAGCCAUUUGUACCACCUGUUACUAAUCAUUCCAAAAUUAGAAUAGCUCAUGUCCCUUACGCAUCAACCAUGUUAACUGCAAAAAAGACUAUUCCACCUAAACCUAGCUCUGCACCAAACAAUAAUCCUUCAACAAGCUGCACAGUGACACAAACAGUGAAAAAAGGGACUCAAAGAGUUGCCCACUUACCUAGUGAGAAGUUUAUAGACAGACCAGGAGUACUUGAACCUUUGGGAUCAAAAAUACCAGUUAACAUCAGGUCAACCUAUUUAAACUUGAUGAUAGACAAUUGCUUGAAUAUUUAUUUACUACCAUCUGAUGCUUAUGCAAGGGCACAAAACGAAGAAUUGACAACAAGCAAAAAGUGUUCUUCAGUACCAAUUUAUAAAAAUUCAGCAGUCCUUGCUAUAAGUAGAUUGAAAAAGGAAGUCAUAGAAUGCAAUGGGGUAAAAAAAUCUGGUAAUGAUAGUUCAGGAGCUAAACUUGUACAGGGUACAGUCACGAAUGCAGCUAGUGCUGGCUCCUGGAGUAUUGAAAGUAAACAUAAAAAGAAUUUCGAAGACUCUAAACAAUUUGUUGGUGCUAACUUGUAUAACAAUAUUAAGAAAUGGAUAUUAACUGAUGAGCAGUUAAAAGAGAAUGGUUUUCCUAGACCACAUACUAACGGGGAGAAGGGUAGAGCUAUUAUAUAUGGUCAAAACAAACAAAAACCUCCUAAAGGUUUUAUAAGGACUUGUUGUAGAUGUAAAAAAGAAUAUACGGUAGACAAAAAAGGCUUUCCUGUUAUAAAACAAGAUUGCAUUUAUCAUCCUAAUAACAAGUACAGGUUUCGGGGUGAGGUUAAAUAUCAGUGUUGCAGCCAAGAUGAAUCAUCUGAUGGCUGUUGUAUAGCGUCAACUCAUGUUUAUGAAUACGUAGACUUUGAAAACUUAAAAGGUUAUGUUAAAACUCUAGCGCCGGACACUUUGAUGGACGAUUAUGGUGUUUAUUCCCUAGAUUGCGAAAUGUGUUACACUACACAAGGCCUGGAUUUAACAAGGGUUACAGUUAUCAAUAGUUCCUGUAAAGUAGUGUAUGAGACACUUAUUAAACCCCUCCAUCCCAUCAUAGAUUAUAAUACAAGGUAUUCUGGUAUAACCGAGGAACAAAUGGCCGAUGUUAAAACUACACUUCUUGAUGUGCAAGCAACACUACUUACAAUGUUCAAUAGUAAAACAAUCUUAAUAGGACAUAGUUUAGAAUCUGAUUUCAAAGCACUGAAAUUGAUUCAUGAUACGGUAAUCGAUACAAGUGUGCUAUUUCCUCAUAAAAUGGGUCCUCCAUAUAAAAGAGCAUUAAGAAAUUUAUCAUCCGAGCAUUUGAAGAAGAUUAUCCAGAACUCGGUUGAUGGCCAUGACAGUGCAGAAGACGCUACAGUGUGUAUGGAACUCUUGAUGUACAAAGUUAAAGAGGAUUUAAAAACAAGGUGAUAUUAACAACAUUGUUUUGUUGGAGCCAGCACUUUGUGAUAUUAAAUUUUCCAAGUAUGUCUUAGCUAUGUAUAAACAUAGCUCAUGUAUGUAUAUGAUAUGCUAUUCUGAAAUGAUUGAGGAACAAAAAUGUCUAUUAAAUAGGCUUAUUUGUCUAAAUUAUAUUACAUAAUUUAGAGAUGAAUAAUUUAUUUUAUAGGAAUUAUUGUACUGAUUUUUUUAUGUUCUAUAAAAUGUUUGCUAGCUUAUACAAAACAAUUUUUAUAAAGGUUUAUUAUUUCAGUGCCCAAAGUUGAUGUUACGAGGGUGGGAAUUUGGCUGUUAUAAUUUUAACAGCUUUUUAAUAUCAAGUACUCUUGAUAUAUAUAUAUAAAAUAUAUAUAAUUUUUAACUGAUGUGCUUGGAUGAUUUAAAUUUAUUGUAUUUUUUUUCAUACUUUCAAAAUAAGCAGGCCACAAAGAAACUCUAUCAGUUAAAAUAUAAUUUGUAUUAUUUAUGUAAUAAAUUAAUUAUUAUAAUAAGACAAUUACAAUUUAGUAAUUAAUAAUAUUAAUUGAUAGAAUUUGAUAGACCUACACAAAUUACUUUAACAUGAAUCUAAUAUCUUUAUAAAAAUUUACAUUCUAGUUGAACAUAUGAUGGGAUGGAAAGGGUUUAAUUAAGUGUUCAGUAAAAAAAAAAUAACAUCAAUUAAAACACAAAUAAAACCAAAAAUAAUAUUUACUAUAAAGACAAACAGUAUACACACACACCUACUUCAAAAUGUUGAACUUGGCUACUAAUUCGGCAUUUAAUUCAUAUCAACAAUUUCACAUUUAAAAAUCAUUUAACACAUUGCUGUAUGCAAACGAGUGUUGUCUUAGAACCUUUGUAAAAAAAAAAAUGUCUAACAUAAACUGCUUUGUCACUUUUAUAUUCCUAAGUUGAAAUAAAUUAUACAUUGUUCCAAAAAGGUUUAUUAUUUCAAUUAUAGAUAAUAAAAACAAUUUUAUUGUUUGUAAACAGUAAUUAUUACUUGAAACAAAAAAAAAAAAAUGUUAUAAGGAAAUAUACAAAAAUGUGGUUUAGCUAUAUGAUGAAAAGCCUUUAUGGAAGAAGCGAAUAUAGUUAUGAUACUAUUAACACAAAUUUUCCAAGAUAUUAAGUAGUUCAUUUUAUAUUGGCUGUAAUAAUAAUGAUUUUGAAAACAAAAACCAAAAUAAAUAUAUGUAUGUUUCAACUACAGCUAUUGUUACUGCAAUGCAAACUUCUAUAUUGUUUACUGUUAAUAUUUUUCUGCUACAAGUGACAAGUUUAUUUGCAUUAGAAUUAAAUAUAUAAUGUAACUGCCUGAUGCCUUGGUUGGUGAUGAUGCACUUUGUAGUUAAUUAAUAAUAAUAAUUUUACACACAUCCCAAUGACUAUGGAGGUGUAAGCCGGUUUUGGUGUGUCCAAUGGACAUGGGUCGACAAAAGCCAACUGCUAAUCAAUAAAUGACUGUUCGACGCAUGCUUUAACCCGUUUCUCGUAUUCCCUUCGAUUUUCUUUAUACAGUUGUGCAGCCAUCGAGUUGGCUGGUGAGUUCGGAUUGGGGUCGCUAAGUAAUGACUGUAAAGAAA
Messenger RNA from Danaus plexippus (monarch butterfly), 4978 nucleotides. Its product is annotated as RNA exonuclease 1 homolog. Gene Ontology annotation, cellular component: nucleus. Lineage: Eukaryota; Metazoa; Arthropoda; Insecta; Lepidoptera; Nymphalidae. The record is from RefSeq and is a predicted model, not a curated record. The coding region runs from base 156 to 3380 and encodes 1074 amino acids. Gene Ontology annotation, molecular function: exonuclease activity; nucleic acid binding. The transcript has a single exon.